AUGAGAAUUUUCAUAGCCUUUGAGGGAUCUUUUGAACCAUUUGAUGUUUCAGCAGAUGAAACUGUGGAGGCUGUCAAGCUGAUGAUAAAGGAUUAUUUCCACAUUCCUCUCUCUGAAGAUGAACAAGGCAGGUGGUAUCUGGAGCUGAUGUAUGCUGGAGCAGUCCUAAAGGACAGCUGGAAUCUUGCUGAUGUUGGAAUAUCUUUUGGUUCAACUCUCAAAUGCUUUGUUAAGGAAGAAGACAAGCCAACUCUCUAUGUGUUUAAUGCUGUGACCCAAGAGACAAUGCCAAUGAUGGAGAACAUUUCCCUUCUUGGUAAAAAAGUGUCUGAUCUGAGAACCCUGGUAGCUCUGAGAUGUGGCUUCCCUGUGAGUGUUUUCUGCCUCCGGACCCCAGAGGGACUGGAGAUGUAUGACUGCAACACCCUGAGGGACUACCAAACAGACAUCGGCACGACACUUCGUUUGGAUGUCUGGGAUGGAUGGAAGGAAUUUUUGAUGGGUUGUCUUCUGGGACAAAAACUUAAAGUCCAAUGCUAUUUAUCGACUGAAGGACCAGUACUCAAGUAUCAGAAAAAGGUGGCCCUGUACAUCGCCGCCUUUUAUGGGUACAUUGAGCUCACUGAAUGGGCCCUGAAGCAGGGUGUGCGGCCCGAAGAGGCUGUUGGUGUUCACCCCUGUCGAGCAUGGUGCCAUGAAGCCCUUCAUGCAGAUGUCUCUAAAUGCCCCAUUCAUGCAGCUGCAGAAGCGGGCCAACUGUUGAUUCUGAAGGCCUUUGUCAACUGCAGCGUGCUGUGCCUGGAAUGUAAAAAUGCAGCGGGACAAACUCCCCUGACUGUUGCAUUUAAACACAAGCAUAAAGACUGUGUAUUAUAUUUAUUGAGUAAAAUGUGGUCCACAGUUUCUUUUCCGAAAAUUUCAGUCCCCAUGAGGAUUUAUAUUAAAAUAAAACAGUGGGUCCUCAGAGCUCAGAGUCACAACCUUAAUAAAAGCCUGCUUUGUGGAGCAAGGGUCUUUGGGGCAAAAGUUGGAGACACCAUGAUGGUGGAUGGUUUCACCACACCAAAAAUGACCUCCAAGAGCUGGAAUAAGGCUAGGUACAAGGACUCACAAAGCACUGUGGGCAAGCUACCGCCUCUCAGGGAAGACACUGCAAGCAGGAAACCCGUCAAUCCUUUGGCAAUUUCACAGCAGGACACAAGACAACAAACCUUGAAAUUGCCUCCACUGGUAGAUGCAAAUACAUUCUCUGAAUUACAAAGACAUCAACAACAGCAUCAGAAAAAAAUUACUGCCACAGCUAGGAAAAAAGAAAAGCUCAUAAAAAAUACAUAUCUCCCCCAAGUCCCCCUCCCCCCAGUUUCCAGAGUGGACUAUUCACACCCAUCUUUUUACUAUGCAACACCCAGAGCUGACUUUUUACUCAAAUCCUCCUUGGCGUGUUUCUCAGAGCACAGUGGUAAGACUCCAAGGGAGAACGCCAUCUACUGCUUAGCAGUGGCCAGUGCCUUUAAAGAGAAACGAUGGCUUCAGCAGUUAGGAAUAGCAAGAGUUCUAGCCAAAAAGAGCAUUUCUAACCUGACUACACAAGGAAGCCUAACAGCAUGUGAAAAUCCUCCAGAAACUGUGCCUUGAAAAGUCAUGACAACCCCAGUUUGGACAAACAGAACCUUCAGUUCUAAUGUUAAUAUUUCAAGUAACUAAUGCUGUAAUUUCUAAUA
Messenger RNA from Mirounga angustirostris (Northern elephant seal), 1721 nucleotides. RefSeq names its product ankyrin repeat and ubiquitin domain containing 1 (gene ANKUB1). The coding region runs from base 1 to 1635 and encodes 544 amino acids. NCBI's taxonomy places the organism in Eukaryota, Metazoa, Chordata, Mammalia, Carnivora, Phocidae. The transcript is spliced from 6 exons. Gene Ontology annotation, molecular function: protein binding. The record is from RefSeq and is a predicted model, not a curated record.